CAUCAUGGGCUUUUUGCCCAUGAUGAUAUCCCGAUCCUCUCCUGCCCCGCCGUUCAUUCACGACCGGAUUUACCAAUGUAGUGAAGGAGACGUUAAAGAGCCCAUCGCCAGGGCCAUGGUCUGCAUCAAUGCGCACAUCGGUGCCAUGCCUAGUGGUCGUAAUUUCGUAAAUGAGAUGGUUCACCAUGAACGCGACGGGAUCCUUGAGUCAUUUAUUCUUGCACUCUUUGGCGAUUCGAAGGGACAAAUUCGAAGUGGGGAGCUGCAUUUACCAUAUUUGCUCAAGAUGGUUCGCAAAGUUGCGCAAAGAUAUCAACAAGACCUCGUAAACCCCUCAGCCGACUCUGCAUCCUAUAAUUGGAAGCGUUGGAUCUUUGUCGAAACGCUUCGCCGCACUGUGUUCCUCGUUCACGCCAUGAAUGUUCUGUCCGCCCGUUUGAAAAGACAAAACCCAUUCUUCCAUGAGGCACUAGAUGAUGACCUCAUUCUUGACAUGCCCUUGCCAGCUCCCGCUUCCAGGUGA
This is a messenger RNA of Dothidotthia symphoricarpi CBS 119687, 523 nucleotides long. RefSeq lists its product as uncharacterized. The coding region runs from base 5 to 523 and encodes 172 amino acids. Lineage: Eukaryota; Fungi; Ascomycota; Dothideomycetes; Pleosporales; Dothidotthiaceae. The record is from RefSeq and is a predicted model, not a curated record. The transcript is spliced from 3 exons.